Molecule: messenger RNA, 3627 nt
Organism: Erinaceus europaeus (western European hedgehog)
Lineage: Eukaryota; Metazoa; Chordata; Mammalia; Eulipotyphla; Erinaceidae
Gene: ESR2
Product: estrogen receptor 2
Exons: 8
Coding region: 64-1713 (549 amino acids)
Biological process (GO): regulation of DNA-templated transcription; cellular response to estradiol stimulus; estrogen receptor signaling pathway
Cellular component (GO): nucleus
Molecular function (GO): nuclear estrogen receptor activity; steroid binding; sequence-specific DNA binding
Source: RefSeq, a predicted model, not a curated record
UAAAAUGCCUUUUUUUUUUCUUAUAGCCAUUAUACCUGCUCAUCAGACUUUGAGAACAGUAUAAUGUCCCUUUGUACCUCUUCUCACAAGGAGUUUUCCCAGCUGUUAUCUAUUCAAGACAUGGAUAUCAAAAACUCACCAUCUAGCCUUAACUCUCCUGCUUCCUACAACUGCAGUCAGUCUGUCUUACCCCUGGAGCAUGGCCCCAUUUAUAUACCUUCCUCCUAUGUAGAGAACCGUCAUGAAUAUUCAACCAUGACAUUCUAUAGCCCUGCUGUGAUGAAUUACAGUAUUCCUAGCAGUGCAAAUAUUUCAGAAGGUGGGCCAGGUCGGCAGACUGCAGGAUCAAAUGUGUUGUGGCCAACUCCUGGACACCUUUCUCCUCUAUCAAUUCAUUGCCAGCCAUCACUUCUGUAUGCAGAGCCUCAAAAGAGUCCAUGGUGUGAAGCAAGAUCACUGGAACAUACCUUACCUAUAAACAGAGAGGCACUGAAAAGGAAGGUCAGUAGGAGCAGUUGCGCCAGCCCUGUUACUAGCCCAAGUACAAAGAAGGAUGCCCACUUCUGUGCAGUCUGCAGUGAUUAUGCAUCAGGAUAUCACUAUGGAGUCUGGUCAUGUGAAGGAUGCAAGGCCUUUUUUAAAAGAAGCAUUCAAGGACAUAAUGACUAUAUUUGUCCAGCAACCAAUCAGUGUACAAUAGAUAAGAACCGGCGCAAAAGCUGCCAGGCCUGCCGACUUCGGAAGUGCUAUGAAGUUGGAAUGGUGAAGUGUGGCUCCCGAAGAGAAAGGUGCGGGUACCGUAUAUUACGAAGGCAGAGGAAUUCUGAUGAGCAGCUGCAUUGCUUGAGCAAAGCCAAGAAGAAUGGUGGGCACGUGACCCGUGUGAAGGAGCUGCUGCUAAAUUCUCUGAGCCCGGAACAGCUGGUGCUCACCCUCCUCGAGGCAGAGCCACCCAACGUACUAGUGAGCCGGCCAAAUACACCCUUCACUGAGGCCUCCAUGAUGAUGUCCCUGACCAAGCUGGCAGACAAGGAACUUGUGCACAUGAUUGGCUGGGCCAAGAAAAUUCCCGGCUUUGUGGAGCUCAGCCUGUACGACCAAGUGCGACUCCUGGAAAGCUGCUGGAUGGAGGUCCUAAUGGUGGGGCUGAUGUGGCGCUCCAUCGACCACCCUGGAAAGCUCAUCUUUGCUCCAGACCUUGUUCUAGACAGGGAUGAAGGGAAAUGUGUAGAAGGCAUUCUGGAAAUCUUUGACAUGCUCCUGGCAACAACUUCAAGGUUUCGUGAGUUGAAACUCCAACACAAGGAGUAUCUCUGUGUCAAGGCCAUGAUCCUCCUCAACUCUAGUAUGUACCCACUAGCUGCAGCCACCCAGGAAGGUGAGAGUAGCCAGAAGCUAACUCAUUUGCUGAAUGCCGUGACGGAUGCUCUGGUCUGGGUGAUUGCUAAGAGUGGCAUCUCCUCUCAGCAGCAGUCUGUUCGCCUGGCUAACCUCCUGAUGCUCCUUUCUCACGUCAGGCAUGCCAGUAACAAGGGCAUGGAACACCUGCUCAGCAUGAAGUGCAAAAAUGUGGUCCCCGUAUACGACUUGCUGCUGGAGAUGCUGAAUGCCCACACACUUCGGGGGUACAAGUCCUCGGUCACGAGGUCUGAGUGCAGCCCGGCAGAGGACAGUAAGAGCAAGGAGGGCUCCCAUAACCCACAGUCUCAAUGAUGCCCAGUUGAGAACAGGCUGCAGAGGAAGUCAGAUGCCGAAGCGUAAACACCAGCACCAAUCGUGAGCCCCAUCUGGAGUGGGCGGGUCUCCGUGUCUUUCUACUGUGUGGUCUCUGCUUUGGUUUUGGCAGGUGCCAUCAUGUACCAUCCUCCCCCGAGUCAGGGUGAGAGAGCCAGUUUUCCUUGUUACCAAGAGGCACAUUUGACUGCAGAGUUUUUGACUUGCUAAGCCUGCAGGCUCUCGGUGUGGUUCUUUCUGCCCUUUUGGAAAGUGUCUUAAAGAUUUUGGAGUGAAGAGUGUAAAUCUGGCUUGGGAGGGUUAUAAAGUAAAAAGGGGAAUGAUUGUGGCACCCUUAUGAGACGUGGGCUAAUGUUUAUCAUGUGACUAUACUGCCCUUUGACCUUUGUGUGCUUUUUUGUACCACUUGACUGUAGGGCUGAGAAACGAUGGCAGUCAGCUAAAUGGUUUCACAUGUGAACAAGCCUGUGUGGACAGAGACCAUGUAGUGCUGUUACUCUGCUGAAGGCUAGAGAGAUGGUGACAUAAUGGGACAGUGGUCUGGCUGGGGUGUGAGCCCUGCUCUCCCCCAAGACCUUCCUGUCAUCUUCAUGCAGAUGCAUUGAUCUCCUGAUCUGCAUUCAGGGCCUGCAGAUUAUGUAAUGUGUGUGUGUGUGUGUGUGUGUGUGUGUGCGCGCGCACACACGUGCGGUAAAUUUCACAGAGAACUGUGGAGAUGUAAAUCUUCCUGCCUCAAAAGAUGCCUGUCUAUUGUUGUUCCCAGGGGUCCGGUAUGUGCAUUAGAAAAAGGUCCAGUGCUUGCAAGAAUGGGGUUCUCUUUUUUGGAACUGUGUGCAGGGCAUGCUGGUCCAUGGCAGGGUGAAUAGCUAUAUACACACCAGUGUGUCAGGUACAGGUACAAACUAUAGAUUUGAUUAGCAAAACACUUUAAUACAAGUUGGUUUGUGAACUCUAGUAAAAAAAUGAUAAAACUAGCAGUAAUUUUGGGGAGUGAGAAGAAACUGUUUUAUAGCCUAAGUUUCACUACUCCCUUCCUUCCUUCCUCUCUCUCCCUUUUCUUUAUUUUUUGUUUUUUUAUUUAUAAAAUGGAAAUAUUGACAAGACCAUAGGAUAAGAGUGGUACAGUUUCACACAAUUCCCACCACCAGAACUCUGUAUCCCAUCCCCUCCCUUGAAAGCUUUCCUAUUUUUUAUCUCUCUGGGAGUAUGAAUCCAGGGUCAUUAUGGGGUGCAGAAGGUAGAAAGUCUGGCUUCUGUAAUUGCUUCCCCACUGAACAUGGGCAUUGACAGGUCAAUCCAUACUCCAGCCUGUCUCUCUCUUUCCCUAGUGGGGCGGGGCCUGGGGAAGCAGGGCUCCUGGUAACAUUGGUGGGGUUGUCUGCCUAGGGAGGUCUGGUUGGCAUCAUGGUUACAUCUGGAACCUGGUAGCUGAAAAAAGAGCUAACACAUAAAGCCAAAUUGUUGAUUAAUCAUGAGUCUAAAGGCUGAAAUAUUGCAGAUGAAGAUUUAGGCUCUCCCUUUUGAAGAUAGCUAGUAGGCUUAUUUUAGUUAUAUUCCAAAGGGCCUAUGACUAUACUAGUUUUUUCUUGAGCCUGACAUCUGGUGUGCAGGUGAGCCCAAGUUGUUGACUGGGGAGAUGAUGUCAUGGCUGAAAAGAGGCCUAGAAAGCUGAAUCAGGGAAGAAAGUAGCUCCCAAAUAUGGGAAAGGUAUAUAAAUAUUGUUGACUGUAAACCCCAUCCAUUUGAUAUGGGGCCCAUAUUCAGCUUAGGAGCCUAUGUGACCUCUGCAUCCUUGUAGGUCUGAGCUCACAUUCUAUGGUCAUGAGUAGGAACAUGCCAAGCUGCCCCUAUUUCAGGACCCAUCUUCCUCAGGUGGUAGAGUAUGUAGGAACC